AUUGAAUGUUGUAUUGAUGAGUGGUUACAAGGCCUGAAGGAAGACAUCAAAUUCACUUCGGCUGCUUAUGCAUCUGUUUACAAAGCUCAUUUUGACUCAUUGCAGCACUUCCAUGAGCAUAUGGAACCUUACAAACUCCUUGAAAGACUUUGUGACAGUUUGCAUGAC
Molecule: messenger RNA, 168 nt
Organism: Suillus subaureus
Lineage: Eukaryota; Fungi; Basidiomycota; Agaricomycetes; Boletales; Suillaceae
Exons: 1
Source: RefSeq, a predicted model, not a curated record